UUCUCUCCUAUAUAUUGCAUGCAAAACAAUUACAGAUUAUUCCUUCAUCGGUACUCCGCAACACACGCACACACAUAAAUAUAUAUAUAGAUAGAUAGAUAUAGAUAUAUCACAAAGUAUAUUACAUUAUAUUUCUAUACUCUCUAUAUUUCCUCAUCACUAUUUGAUAUGAUGUUGCCUUUGCUUUCAUUUAUAGCUGUUUUUACUUUCGUUUCGGCAAAUUGGAUUCCGAAUGAUGAAACCUGGGAACUGUACAAAUCCACUUUCAGAAAGGAAUACAGAAAUGCAGAGACAGAAAAUUUCAGACGUGCUAUGUGGGAAGAGAAUGCAAAUUUCAUCAAUAAGCACAAUUUAGAAGCUGAUAUGGGUAUUCACACCUAUUGGAUGGGUAUGAAUGAAUAUGCAGAUCUGAGUAACAGAGAGUUUCAAGAAAUGAUGACUGGUUUUCUUCCCCAGAACCGUAGUAUCGAGACAUCAUUUAUCAGUGACAACCUUGAAUACUUGCCUCGAACGAUGGACUGGAGACAACAUGGAUACGUAACAAGAGUGAAAAACCAGGGAUCUUGUGGCUCAUGCUGGGCAUUUUCCGCUACAGGUUCACUUGAAGGCCAGGUCUUCAAAAAAUAUGGCAGACUGAUUUCGUUGUCGGAACAAGAACUCGUAGACUGCUCUUCAUCAUUCGGAACCAAAGGCUGCCGAGGAGGAUUUAUGAACAAUGCAUUCAGAUAUAUUGAAAGAUAUGGUAUAGAAUCAGAAAGAUCCUACCCAUAUCACGCAAAGAAACAAGUGUGUAAGUAUGACCGUAGGAAAGUAGUCACUUUUGUCAGUUCUUACAUUAAUGUGAACAAGAGAGAGCGCGCACUACAAGUAGCAGUGGCCGGUGUGGGUCCAAUCUCUGCUGCCAUCGAUACCCAUUCCAACGCAUUCCGAUUCUACAAGCAUGGCAUUUACAAAAGAAAUGAUUGUAAUCACCAAGCAAAUCAUGCGAUCUUGGUGGUUGGAUACGGAACAGAAAAUGGACAGGACUACUGGUUGGUGAAAAACAGUUGGGGUCAGCGAUGGGGUGACCAUGGUUAUAUCAAAAUGGCUAGGAACUAUAACAACAUGUGUAGUAUUGCGACCCUUGCUAGUUACCCUAUUUUGAGAUAGCAGACUCAUCGUUUGAAAUUUUUUAUGAAUUUUCUUUUUAAACCAUAUUACAUCUAUUUUUGAUCAUUGCUGUUUUGUUAGGUAGUUACCUAUCACUUAAUCAUCUUGUACAAGGAAUAUAACUCUUUCAGAAACCUUAUACUAAACUUCUAUUGCUUCGUUCGGUUUUUCACUAGCGGAGAGCUGUCACUAUAAUAGUCAUACUUGCUCCACUGACGAGCGCCGUUCAAUGUUUCCACUAAUUCAUGUGCGAAACGAUUUCUAAAGACGGCUGAGAUGGAUCUGUAAUACUAUAUAGUAUAAAGAUUAAUAUACACACUCUAGUGAUAAAU
Molecule: messenger RNA, 1481 nt
Organism: Octopus sinensis (East Asian common octopus)
Lineage: Eukaryota; Metazoa; Mollusca; Cephalopoda; Octopoda; Octopodidae
Product: cathepsin L1
Exons: 8
Coding region: 169-1149 (326 amino acids)
Biological process (GO): immune response
Cellular component (GO): lysosome
Molecular function (GO): cysteine-type endopeptidase activity
Source: RefSeq, a predicted model, not a curated record